UCAGGACGCCGGCGCUGAGCGCCGUGACGCUCAGCCGGUCCUUGUGGAGUGCGGGUCUCUGCUGCGGACGCCGGGGGCCGGCGCGGCGUUGGCCGCCCCCGGCCUCGCCGAGCGCAGCGCGCCCGAAGGCCAGUGCUUGCGCUCCGUCCGCGGCCCGGCGCCCGAGGUGGGCGGGGAGGCCGCCGCGCAGACGCCGCACGCUGCGCCGCCGCUUUCGCGUCGCCCGCUUCCGGCCGCGGCGGCCGCCAUUUUGCUCGCGCGGAAGCGCCGCGGUGGGGUGGGAACCCAAGCGGGAGAGCCGCGGGCUGUGGGGCCGCAGCCAUGCCGUCGUCCCCGCUGCGGGUGGCGGUGGUGUGCUCAAGCAACCAGAACCGGAGCAUGGAGGCGCACAACAUCCUCAGCAAACGGGGAUUCAGCGUCCGAUCCUUUGGAACAGGGACUCACGUGAAGCUUCCAGGACCAGCUCCCGACAAGCCCAAUGUUUAUGAUUUCAAAACCACAUAUGACCAGAUGUACAAUGAUCUUCUUAGGAAAGACAAAGAACUGUAUCCCAGCGGGUUGCCCUUUAAAAACCCCCCGUGUGGCCCUUCCUGGAAGGUGUUACGUGUGGCUCGGGCACAGGAGGCGUGUCACCCUGUGCAGUGCACACACUGGCUCCUCCUGUCUUUGCGAGAACUUGGUUUCUAUUCCUGGUGCACAUCGGAUCGUCCACGGGAGGCCCCAAAAUCGAAGGGGGUCCCAGGCAGGUUCCUGCUCCCUGACGUUUCACCUCAGUGCCAGCACCUCCCGGUCCCUGAGGAGGAGGCCGCACAGGGUCCGUCACAGAAACUGCAGAGCCUCACUUCCGUAAGUACCAGUUUGUGGGGAGUGGUUUCCUUUGAGAAAAUGGGACAGGCUAGUUCUCCGGUUUUCCCAGGGCCUCUUGAAGUGGCCUCAGCUCCCCGUGCAGGUGCCGUUGAGGGAGCAGAGGGCUUCGCAGAGCCAUCUGUGGCCCCGCGUCCACGCGGCCAGCAUGAGGUGGCCUGCCCUGGUGCAGCCGGCACCCUCCAGAGCAUCUGCUGCUGCCCACUCGUGGCAGUGUGCCAGGUCGGAGCGCUGGUCAGCUUCAUACUCUGUUUCCAGGGGAGUUGCUGAUACAUUAGUGGGAGACGUGGGGGUGCCUGCUUGGGGAUCCCCUGAGAUGGAAGGUUCCUGAUGAGUUUAGGGACUGACUUUCCUGUGCUGUGUUGCUUUAUGGACAGGAUCUGAGUCACUGGGCUGCCCACACCGGGCCGUUCUUGGGAAAGGUGGUGGGUGGCCCGGAGUGGCCCUGCCUGUGUGGGGUGAGCACAGGCCUCAGGCCCUGCCACCCUCCCUCAGGCCCUCAGGGUGAUGUGACGAUGGGCAAAACGUUCAGGAUGUCCCUGGACAUGACGCUGUGUCUCACGUGGGUUUGGGGCAGAGAUAGGUUGGGCCGUUGGUGUCCACGAAUUGGGACCCUGGUCAAGAAAGGCUGGCGGGCAGGAUGGGAGCUCAGGAAGCAGUGCCCAGCUCAGCAGCUGCCAGGCUCCCCUCCCUGACCAGCGGGGAUGGGCUCAGCAGCGGUCAGUCUCCCCUCCCUGACCAGUGGGAAUGGGCUCCGGGAAACCUGAGUGUGCAGGUCGCAUUUGGUGCAGCUGGCACACACACGUAGGUAGAUUUGAUUGCAAGUUAAAUUGACUUUGUACUUCUCAAUUCAUUUUUUGCUGAUUUUAGCACAACAAAAGCAGCCUGGGGGCUGUGAUUUGGGGAGAAACUGCCCAGCGCAUCUGCUCAGGGCCUCACCCUGCUGCUGUUCCCUCCGUGGCCUCUGGGGUCCUCCCUGUGCCUGGCAGGCCACACACUGAGUGUCUUUCCUGUGGGGCUUAUUUUUCUAGUUUUCAUUACUGUGUUUUCAUUCCGACGAGUGGUGCUAUUUAUACUUCCUGCAGCCCCUGGGAGACGUGUGUGGCUUCUCCACGGCAGGGACUGCCGUCUUGUUUCUGCCCGCAGGGAACACGCGUCUGUCCGGAUCCAGUGUGUGCUUCAGGCUUUGCCUAGGGUGUGGACAUUUAACCACGUGGAAGGUCCCCGUGCAGCUGGACUGGGGAAGCAGCCAGACCUGCUCUGCCCUGUAGGGGCUGGUGAGGGCCCCGGCAACCUGGGGGCACUGGCAGGACGGGAGCUGUCUUGGUGAUGGAUGUGUCCACAGCAGAAAUGUGGGCCAAACUCAGCCCAGCUUAAGAGGAGUUCCUAGACCAUGAGAUGCCCCAAGGGUCUGUGCACCCAGCCCAGCAGGGAGGCGAGGGUGUGUGGUGGGUGAUGGUUCAGUGGAGGGUUGGUGGGUGCAACCUUCCCGCUGAUGAACCACCAGGCGUUCCGGCCAGCGCCGGUCCGUGGUGCAGCAUCCUGCCCUGCCCUCACCAUCCCUGGCUCCGGGAGGCUUGUCCUCCCUGGUGUGGUGCUUUGCUAAAUCUCCGCCCUCCCUCCAUCUUCCACAACAGAACAGUGCUGAGGCUCUGCUAGGCGAGAUCACUGCCUUGUCCUGACUCACUGGCCCAGGACCAUCCCUGGCAGGCACUUGAGGGGUGCCAGCAGCCCGGGGCCCGGGGCUCAAAGUCCUGUGGGGUCUGGGGAGAGGCAAGGGCCCAGGCACUGAUUCUCUGAGUGCUGGCAAAGGGCCUGUGGUGUCCCCUGGUGUCUGGGAAUUGAUGGAGGAUCAAAAGCAUUAGACUUAACCAAGAAAGUCAUGGUUAGGGUUAAACUCAUGUCAGCUGAAAAUUGCCUGAAUUAAAACUGAACAAACGUGCCUCAACUCGAAAGAAAAGAGCAGACAUUCAGGAUAACACACUGCGAAGAACCCUGAAGAGUGGCCCUUCUGAGACAUCAGCUGCCCCCCGGGCUGGCGUGGAGGAUGGCGGGAGUUGUCUGCAGGCUGGGUGCCAUGUGGACUUGUCUUGGAUGCCAUGAUUUUUUAAUAUAUAUAUAAUUAUUGUUUUUAUUUUUUAUUUUUUGAGACACUCGCUCUCUGAG
Chlorocebus sabaeus (green monkey) is the source of this 3030-nucleotide messenger RNA. NCBI's taxonomy places the organism in Eukaryota, Metazoa, Chordata, Mammalia, Primates, Cercopithecidae. The record is from RefSeq and is a predicted model, not a curated record.